Tribolium castaneum (red flour beetle) is the source of this 1607-nucleotide messenger RNA. Its product is annotated as pre-mRNA-splicing factor CWC25 homolog. Gene Ontology annotation, biological process: mRNA splicing, via spliceosome. NCBI's taxonomy places the organism in Eukaryota, Metazoa, Arthropoda, Insecta, Coleoptera, Tenebrionidae. Bases 213 to 1541 code for a protein of 442 amino acids. Gene Ontology annotation, cellular component: U2-type spliceosomal complex. The transcript has 3 exons. The record is from RefSeq and is a predicted model, not a curated record.
GUAAUUUUCAUGGAGCCACAGCCACUACCAUUAUUUUUUUGACACUACAGCGGGUGUGUUUUUAAUUAUUUAUUUUACAAAUAAUUAAUCAAUUAUUGAGUAAAUGCUGUUUUAAAACAUUUUGAGUGAUUGUGAAAGUAGUGAAGACGAAACAAUUUAGUUAUAAUUUAUUCUUUGGAUAUUUAUAUUGCCGUAACCUCAACUUGGGAACAAUGUUCAACCAAGGCAAUGAAGAGAAAAAACUGGACUGGAUGUACAAAGGCCCCAACAGUUUGGUGGAGCGUGAGGAGUACUUAUUGGGGCGCAAAGUUGACAAAACAUUAGAGCAGUUAAAUGAAGAGGAAAAACAGAAGCAACAAAAUAUAAUUAUACCGCCGAAAAACCGCGUGGAACACGAGUGUAUUCCACCGUCAAUUAGGGACUUCAAUAAAGUUGUACAAGCCGAACAGGUAGAUUUGUCUACAAAAUUGCAAGAAGACCCGCUGGUGGCGAUAAAAAAACGUGAAGAAGAGACCAGACGGCAAUUUUUACAAAAUCCCGUUCAAUUGAAAAAGUUACAAAAAGCGCUGAAAGCCCAACAAGCCCAAAAAAAGAAGAAAAAGAAGAAGAAGAAGUCGAAGCAAUCUAGCGACUCAGAUAGUGAUUUGGACAGCAAAUUGACGGAAAAGUUGUUAGGGAAGAAGAAGAAAAAUAGUAAAGAAGAACGCAACUUGGAUACGAUUUUAAUUCACAAGUUUGAAGCACUGAAGGAUAAGUUGACUGAAAGCGACUUACAAGACAUUUUGAAUGGAAAAAUAACAAGUAGCGAUGAGAGCAGUGAAGACGAAAAGCCAAGAAACAAAUCAUCGAAAAAACGACACGAUAGCGAAGAUAGUGAUGAUUACAGGAAACACAAGAGGAAGGAGAAAAAAAGAGACUGUUCUGAUGAUGAUACACAAAGGAGAAAAAAGUCCGGAAGGAGCCACCAAAAAAAUAAAACUGCAAAAGAUUCCCACUCACAUAGGAACAGGAGUAGAAGUCCCGAUAUUAAAAAAUCUAAUACUAGGAGAAGAAGUAGCAGUAGUGAGUCUGAAAGUGAAGAAGACGUAAGAAACAGACACUUCAAGAAAUACGACAGUGACGAUUCCGAUUCUUCCAAACACAAAAAGCGUAAUUACGGUCUUGUAAGUUCAGAUGGUAAAAAAAUUCCGUUAUCAAGAAAACACGAUGAUGUAAAAAUAUCCAAGCCAAAAGUACCUGAACCUCCUCCCCCUGUCCAAAGACACAGAGCUAAGAAACUAACCGAAGAAGAAAAAGAAAAAUUAAGACAAGAAAUGAUGCAAAAUGCGGUUCUAAGGGACAAAGAACGCGAACGCAACGUGAGAAAAUACCGAGAAAAGGAAGAAAAAGAAAGGAAGGAACAAAACUUUGAUCCCGAGUUUAUCCACAAACAACUAAUGAAAACUGCGGACACUGGCAGCGUUGAAAGCAGAAUUAAGUCAAACUUGAAUAAUAUUCAGAGAUCAAGCAAGUCCAUGGAUCAACAUUUCUCCCGGAGGUAGUGAAAGUUGUGUAAGAAUAAAACGUUGUAUUGGAAGCGAAAUAUAUUUACAGAAAUUUAUUAUUCA